UCAAAUUUUUGGCGUCGUGUCGCCGGGGAUUGUUAUUUCUAAUUACUUAUUUUUUAUUGUUUUCUUUUCUUGUCUAAUUAGUGUUUUUGUUUUUGUUUUUGUUUUUAUUUCAGGUACUCUUCGUAGUAUAUGCGUACUCGAAGGUCCAAGAGCAUUGAUCUAGCUUCCUACGAUCCUGAGGUUGAACGAACAUUUCGAAAGCUUCGAGGAACAAUCAAGCAGAAGCGUGCAUCGGUGUCUUUACCACCAUCUUCUCCACCACAUUUGAGUUCGGAAGAGGAGGAAGAACCACAAGAAGGCAUGGCUGAUAACCGGACUUUGAGGGAGUUGGCAACGCCUAAUACGGAUCAACAACCAUUGUGCAUCACAUAUCCAAAUGCAGGAGGAGGAUUUGAGCUUAAGUCCGGCAUGAUUCACUACUUGCCUAAGUUCCAUGGCUUCUCAACAGAGGAUGCCAACAAGCAUCUCAUGGAGUUUCAUGUGGUAUGCUCGGGAAUGAGACCAGCCAAUGUGGAUGAGGAGCAAGUCAAGUUGAGGGCAUUCCCAUUUACAUUAGAAGCUAAGGCAAAGGAGUGGCUUUACAAUUUACCUCCAGGAUCAAUGAACACAUGGAACCAGGUGAAGCAAGCAUUCUUGGAGCAAUAUUUUCCGGCCACAAAAGCUGCAAGCAUAAGGAAAGACAUAUGUGCAAUCCGACAACAACAUGGAGAGCCCUUUGGAGAUUACUAUGAGCGAUUCACACAUUUGCAAGUGGAGGAGCAUUCAUGGACAAGACACCAACAAAUGCUAAGGCAUUAUUAAAGAACAUUGCUGGCAACACACGACAAUUUGGAGGGAGAGAUGAGCUACCUCUUAAGAAAGUUAAUGAGGUAAGUGCU
Molecule: messenger RNA, 878 nt
Organism: Pyrus x bretschneideri (Chinese white pear)
Lineage: Eukaryota; Viridiplantae; Streptophyta; Magnoliopsida; Rosales; Rosaceae
Exons: 2
Coding region: 130-801 (223 amino acids)
Source: RefSeq, a predicted model, not a curated record